Molecule: messenger RNA, 1030 nt
Organism: Salvelinus namaycush (lake trout)
Lineage: Eukaryota; Metazoa; Chordata; Actinopteri; Salmoniformes; Salmonidae
Product: ubiquitin carboxyl-terminal hydrolase 33-like
Exons: 10
Coding region: 182-1030 (282 amino acids)
Biological process (GO): protein deubiquitination
Molecular function (GO): zinc ion binding; cysteine-type deubiquitinase activity
Source: RefSeq, a predicted model, not a curated record
GUUUUGCGUUACGAUCGAACGGGUUCUCAUUCAACUGUGACAUUUUCAAGGUUUACCGUUUGAAAUAAUGUCACAGAUACAUAUUUAACUGCCGGGUUUAGCUUUCAAGAUAACAGGAUCGGUUCUUCUCAAAUGUAACUUCAUAAAGUGCAGACAGGUGAGGUACAGGUUCAGGUGAGUGAUGCCUGUGUGUUCUAGCAGUGACUGUCCCCAUCUACAGUGUGUAGGAGAGAUCACCAAGGAAGAACUCAUCCACAAGUCACAUGGCCAGUGCCAAGACUGCAAAGUUGGAGGACCAAAUCUGUGGGCGUGUCUGGAGAAUGGCUGUGUGUAUGUGGGCUGUGGAGAAUCUCACACUGACCACAGCACCAUCCACUCACAGGAGACAGGGCACAACCUGACAGUGAACCUGACCACUCUGAGGGUGUGGUGUUAUGCCUGUGGGAAAGAGGUGUUCCUGGAGCGUAACCCGGGCCCUCACUGCCCUGUGCCCAGCACCAAGACCCUCGCUUCACCUCAGACCAAUAACACACAGGAGGGUAGCAGGGUGCUGGGCCGCUCCACCUCUCUGAGACUGCCCCCUGCUGGUGGCUGUGAAGACCUGGGCAUGGAGACUGAGGAGGAGGAGGAGCUCCGCCCCAGAGGUCUGACGGGACUGAAGAACAUAGGAAACACCUGCUUUAUGAACGCAGCCCUGCAGGCCCUCUCUAACUGUCCUCCGCUGACCCAGUUCUUUGUGGAGUGUGGAGGUCUGGUGAGGACAGACAAGAAGCCUGCUCUGAGUAAGAGCUACCAGAAACUGGUGUCAGACCUCUGGCACAAGAACAGGCCAUCCUAUGUCGUCCCUACCGGUCUGUUCCAGGGGAUCAAGGCUGUUAACCCCAUGUUCAGAGGAUACUCACAACAGAACCCCCUCCCAUCUCCCGGAAACCCUCCCUUACUCUCUAACCCGAUCCCUACUCCCGGCCCCCUCCCUACUGUCCCUAACCCCUCACGACUCCCUAUCUCCUCCCUACUCCAUAACCCCUAA